AUGGAGCCGAUCGAUGGGAACUUGCUUCAGGCAAUUGUUGCGCUAUCCGGGUUGUUGUUUUGCCUUGGCCUUCCUAUUUGCUGCGCAACGAAGGUUUGGACAUGGGAUCGGCUCGGGUGGCUCGUUCACACGGUCAGAGCACGGCAAUGCCACGACACAGCGCACGGAAAGCAGGCGUGCGAAAUGAAGGACGAGGUGCAGCUCACUGAUAUCGUCUUCGAGUACACAGAUCCGGACCAAGGGGGGCACUUCAGGUUGAGAGGUAUCUCAGACCCUGGCGUGGAGGCAUUUGCAGCGUACAGCGGUCUCGUUGCCAACCUCACGCUCGCAAGCGUGCUCGCUGUGGUGGUCCUCUGCGCCGUGCAGUUUCAGCGCAUCCGGAGCGGGCGGAACGGCACGUGCGCGGUGAUCGGCUUCUGGCUCACGAGGGUGCCUCUGUGGAUUUCUGCUCUGCUGGUGCAGGUCUUAUUCUUGGUGCAAUUGGCCUGCGUCUUUGCAUUCCUCAUCCUGGACUGCCUGUGCCCACCGAGCCCUGGGCAGAGCAGCGCAAUCCCCUACUUCGAUGUCGAAACCAAAGAUUAUUGCUACAGCAGCAGGCAGCGGGGAGGUGGCAGGACCGUUGCCCACUGGGGGAUCUGGACAGUUGUAGGGUACACUCUCGUCUUUGUUGCCCUGGUUCUCAUGGCGUCAUCGCUCACUGCUGAUUAUGUUUGGCUGAGGCGGACAGUUCGUCUGGCAGGUGCGGAUCUUCUUGGAUGA
This is a messenger RNA of Prorocentrum cordatum, 759 nucleotides long. NCBI's taxonomy places the organism in Eukaryota, Dinophyceae, Prorocentrales, Prorocentraceae. The record is from the annotation of a GenBank genome assembly.